ACUUUGCCGUCUGACGGACAGUCGUCAUGGAGACGCUCUCACUCGGCUUCCAUUUUGUUCCCGACUUUUUUUAUUUUUCUUCUUCUUCCUUCAAAUGUCUGAUGACCGGUCUUCGCGCGCGACCGCGCCGCCUGAUAGCCACUGAGAAAUCGAUCACCGAUUCGCGCGUUGUUGAGCAGCGCUGCGUGGGGGUUUAGCGCACGAGCGUUGUGCACGGGUCUGCAGCGCGCGCGCCAUUUUGUCCAGGGGCCGCGGCGGCGCGCGCGCAGGAUGAGUGACUGACGGACGCGGGACUGCUGCGCUGCGGAGCGCGCCGACGCUCACCGAGAGGCGCUGUUCUUUUCUCUACGAGGCUUUGCAUCGGACAUACUUUGUAAAGGGAUUCCCAAAGAAGGAGAUUGGGAAUUAUUGCUGAUUCUCCCGGAGGUUUUCCUUCCUCUCGUCAGAAAGAGGCGCGCGCGGCACGAUCUUCACCAAUGGUUCUGCAAACUGAAGAUCAACUCAACCAUCUCAGAAAACGGCAAGACCCUGCUGAGACAUCAGGGUUGUUCUCACCUGGACACACUCGCGAGGCGCUUCAGUGGGCUGUGGUUUGCAGAUGGAAUCCUCUGUCACAAUGAUAUGAGAUCUGUCCGAAGACGAUGCAUACAGGAGGAGAGACCUCAGCAUGCAAACCCUCCUCUGUUCGGCUGGCCCCCUCGUUUUCUUUCCAUUCGGCUGGUGUGCAGAUGGAUGCGCAGACGCCCCAUUCUCACCCGCCGUUCAGUGAUGGUCACCCGCCGAGCGAUGCUGACCAAUCAGCCGCUGCGCUGCAGGCCCCGCAGGUAACUGCUGAUCUGGUGAUGGUUCAGCGGCGGAUGCCUCAGUGUUUCCGGGAUCCAGCGACUGCUCCCUUGAGAAAACUCUCCAUCGAACUGAUCAAAACAUACAAACACAUCAAUGAGGUAUACUAUGCAAAGAAGAAGCGUCGUCACCAACAGGGUCAGGGCGAGGACUCCAGCAACAAGAAGGAGAGGAAGAUUUACAACGACGGCUACGAUGACGACAACUUUGACUACAUCGUUAAAAACGGAGAGAAGUGGAUGGACAGAUACGAGAUUGAUUCUCUAAUAGGCAAAGGCUCGUUCGGUCAGGUGGUGAAGGCCUAUGACCGCGUGGAGCAGGAGUGGGUCGCCAUCAAGAUCAUCAAGAAUAAAAAGGCCUUUCUGAAUCAGGCUCAGAUUGAAGUCCGACUGCUGGAGCUCAUGAACAAACACGACACCGAGAUGAAGUAUUACAUCGUUCAUCUGAAACGCCAUUUCAUGUUCAGGAACCACUUGUGUCUGGUCUUCGAGAUGUUGUCCUAUAACCUGUACGACCUGCUGAGGAACACUAAUUUCCGCGGCGUGUCUCUGAACCUGACGCGUAAGUUUGCUCAGCAGCUGUGCACCGCGCUGCUCUUCCUGGCCACGCCUGAGCUGAGCAUCAUCCACUGUGACCUCAAGCCCGAGAACAUCCUGCUGUGCAACCCCAAGAGAUCCGCCAUCAAGAUCGUGGACUUCGGGAGCUCGUGUCAGCUGGGACAGCGGAUAUACCAGUACAUCCAGAGCCGGUUCUACCGCUCGCCCGAGGUGCUGCUGGGAAUGCCCUACGAUCUGGCCAUCGACAUGUGGUCUCUGGGCUGUAUCCUGGUGGAGAUGCACACCGGAGAACCUCUGUUCAGCGGCGCUAACGAGGUGGACCAGAUGAACAAAAUCGUGGAGGUGUUGGGCGUCCCUCCCAGUCAUAUCCUGGAGCAGGCGUCUAAAGCCAGGAAGUUCUUUGAGAAGAUGUCUGACAGCACGUGGUGUGUGAAGAAGACCAAAGAUGGCAAAAGGUAUAAACCCGCCGGCUCCCGGAAGCUGCACAGUAUUCUGGGUGUGGAGGCUGGUGGCCCCGGCGGGCGGAGAGCUGGAGAGUCGGGUCACGCCGUCGCAGACUACCUGAAGUUCAAAGACCUGGUCCUGCGGAUGCUGGACUACGACCCCAAGACCCGCAUCCAGCCGUAUUACGCUCUGCAGCACAGCUUCUUCAAGAAGACGGCAGACGAAGGCACCAACACCAGCAGCAGUGUGUCCACGAGUCCAGCGCUGGAGCAGUCGCAGUCGUCUGGAACCACGUCCAGCACCUCGUCCAGCUCCGGAGGAUCAUCUGGAACGAGCACCAGCGGCCGAGCACGCUCCGACCCGACCCACCAACACCGGCACAGCGGAGGACACUUCAGUGCAGCGGCGAGACAGGGCUUCGCUCCGGCGCUGGGGUGGGUGGGAGGAGACGGACUCCAGCAGGCGUCCGGAGAGACUCACCCCGUCCAGGAGACCACCUUCAACGUGCCCCCCCACCAGCCCAAGGCUCUGCACCCCCACACAUCCCAUCAUCAUCAUCAUCAUCACCACCCUCCAGCGCAGCACGGUCAGGGCCCCGCCCGGCCCCGGCCCCGCCUCUACUCGCCCUCCCACAGCGCCUCCACACAGGACUCUAUGGAGGUGACCCCCGGACACCUGUCCAUGACCUCGCUGUCUUCCUCCGCCUCAUCCUCGUCCACGUCCUCGUCCUCCACCGGGAACCAUCACUACGCCUACCAGAGCCGCCCGCUGCCCCACGGCCUGGGCUUCGGCCACAACAGCAGCAUGACUCUAGGACUGGGUGCCUUCUCUAACCCUCGGCAGGAGACGGGCGUGCCGGGUCACCCCUCGAACUCUGGGCCGGGUCACUACAUGUCUGAGACUCACAUGGGCCUGCGGCCGGGCCUGGAGCGCGAGGAGUCGCCCAUGGUGUGUGUGCAGCCCAGCUCAGUGGCCAGCUCCUGACUCCUCUCGUCUGAGAGCGUGUGUUUGUUUGAUUAAAGCUGCUGGAACGGGGCGAGAGCCGCCCGCGGACGCCUGACACGAGGCUUUCCUCCUCUGACCUUUGCUUCUGUUCUCCGAUUCUCAGAUGGUUUCAGAUGUGCACGGGAGCGAGAGCGUCACGGCCGACCCACCCCAGCCCCCCACCGCGCUCGCGUCUUUUCUUCUUCACGUCGUGCAAUCGUGUGCUUCGAGCGGAGCUUUCCCAGAGUGCAAUGAGACCCGUGACGGGCGCGUGCGGCCGCGGGCAGCGCUGCUUUCAAAUGGCCUUAUCGUUACGGACAGAAGGAAGACGAGCCGGACGUUUCUUCUAGUGACAAAAGCUUUCAUGUAUUUUUGACGUGCGAAAACCCUUCAUUCACGACACGGUGAUCCGAGGCCUUUCUUCACUAGAGAUCCAGCGUGGGGCGUCACAGGCCGAGUCCCUUCCCGCUCUUCUGUUGUGCUCAGCAUGUGUGUUUUACUUCAGCCCUUUCGCUUCUUUGAUUUGGCUUCGCGAUUAUGCUGUGAAUUUUACACCACUUUUGUUUCUCCCUUUUGAUAAUUUAUUGUACCAAAGGCGUUUUUUUAUAGAACAUAGAUGUCUGCAACCAAUGUAGCAGUUCUGCACUUUGAAGCAAAGGUGUGUGUCAUGUCAGUGAACGCCUGUCAGAACUGGAAGUGAUGUUUGAAUCCUGGACGCCAUCGCUUGCGAAAUUCUGUCGCUCUGUUUUUUCUUUCUCUUCAUUUGCUCUCACCAGACGGCGGCGGCACGAGCUGCAAGCGUUUCCCGUCGGUGGUCUUGUGUUGAUUUGUCUCUCACGGGACGGUGGACGUGGACUCGAGCUGCUCGGCUGGUCCCAGAGCAGCUGGACAGUGGGAGAUCCUCUCGGCCGGACGCCGCCGGUGCUGCUCUCGAUCGCUCUCUCCGUCCGUCCGUGUGUGCGCUGGUGACGGUUGCGAGCGGACACAUGGUUCUCUAGAGUUCCUGUGGAGGGAGUCCAUGAAACAGGCUUCAGGUGUUUACUUUGUGACCCCAUUUUAAUAGCUGAAAUAGAAUUUAUGUACAUAUUUAUAUUUUUUUAAUAAAGGAAGUUUAGAACUCA
Carassius auratus (goldfish) is the source of this 3949-nucleotide messenger RNA. RefSeq names its product dual-specificity tyrosine-(Y)-phosphorylation regulated kinase 1A, a (gene dyrk1aa). Gene Ontology annotation, molecular function: protein serine/threonine kinase activity; ATP binding; protein serine/threonine/tyrosine kinase activity. The record is from RefSeq and is a predicted model, not a curated record. Bases 642 to 2828 code for a protein of 728 amino acids. NCBI's taxonomy places the organism in Eukaryota, Metazoa, Chordata, Actinopteri, Cypriniformes, Cyprinidae. Gene Ontology annotation, biological process: peptidyl-serine phosphorylation; protein autophosphorylation; peptidyl-threonine phosphorylation. The transcript is spliced from 13 exons.